GUGGUGCCUGCGGGGCGGGCUGCGGGAGGGCGGCGGGAGUUGGUGUUGGCGACGGUGACCACGGUCUCCUGGCAUCCCCGGGUGGGUGUGGGGGCCUCUGACACUGCCGACUCCGCGCCGUUGCAAAGCUGCGCCCAAGGGCGCCCUCCGAAUUGGGCGCCGUGUCCUCGUUUCACGGGCGAGGCGGCUUGGGCAGAGAGACGAAGCCACUUGUCCAAGGUCACGCAGCUGGCGUGUAAGGAGGAUCAGAGAAGAUAAUGCAUGUGGAAUUGCUUUGUAAAUAUCCCUGCGCUGAGAAGACUGAAGGAUUACUAUUGCUAUUUCAAAGGAUGGAAGGAGGCAGAGAGGGGCGGGUUGGGAUAGGUUGGGAUGAGGACCAGAGUAGUCACAAAGGGUUACUCUGAUCCCAGGCCCCACUGGAUGGGAAGUGAGGUGAGGAGCAUAUAGCUGGUCUUUCUCCCUUUUGGAGAAAACCUCACCCCCUUUUCUGGGCCACCCCUCAGGGUCUCCAUCACCCAACUCCAUGCUUCGAGUCCUGCUCUCUGCCCAGGCCUCCAGUGCUCGGCUGUCUGGCCUGCUGCUGCUCCCACCAGUACAGCCCUGCUGUCUGGGGCCCAGCAAGUGGGGGGACCGGCCUCCUGGAGGAGGCCCCCAUGCAGGCCCUGUGCAGGGGCUGCAGCGGCUUCUGGAACAGGCGAGGAGCCCUGGGGAGCUGCUGCGCUGGCUGGGCCAGAACCCUACCAAGGUGCGCGCCCACCACUACCCUGUGGCACUUCGUCGUCUGGGCCAGCUCUUGGGGUCUCAGCCACGGCCCCCUCCUGUGGAGCAGGCCACACUGCAGGACUUGAGUCAGCUCAUCAUCCGAAACUGCCCCUCCUUUGACAUUCACACCAUCCACGUGUGUCUGCAUCUUGCAGUCUUACUUGGCUUCCCUUCAGAUGGGGCCCUGGUAUGUGCCCUGGAGCAGGAGCGAAGGUUCCGCCUCCCUCCGAAGCCACCUCCCCCUCUGCAACCUGUCCUUCGUGGUGGGCAAACGUUGGAAGCUGCUCUGAGCUGCCCCCAUUUCCUGCGGCAUCCGCAGCAGCACCUCAUCCGCAGCCUGGCAGAGGCCAGGCCAGAGGAACUGACUCCCCAUGUGAUGGUGCUCCUGGCCCAGCACCUGGCCCGCCACCGGUUGCGGGAACCCCGUCUCCUGGAAGCCAUUGCCCACUUCCUGGUGGUCCAGGAAGCCCAGCUCAAUAGCAAGGUGGUACAGAAGUUGGUCCUACCCUUUGGGCGGCUGAACUACUUGCCUCUGGAACAGCAGUUUAUGCCCUGCCUUGAGAGGAUCCUGGCUCGGGAAGCAGGGGUGGCCCCCCUGGCAACUGUCAACAUCUUGAUGUCACUGUGCCAGCUGCGGUGCCUGCCCUUCCGAGCCUUGCACUUUGUCUUCUCCCCAGGUUUCAUCAGCCACGUCAGUGGCACCCCCCAUGCCCUGAUUGUGCGGCGCUACCUCUCCCUGCUAGACACGGCCGUGGAGCUGGAGCUCCCAGGAUACCGGGGUCCCCGCCUUCCCCGAAGGCAGCAAGUGCCCAUAUUCCCCCAGCCUCUCAUCACCGACCGUGCCCGCUGCAAGUACAGUCACAAGGAUAUAGUGGCAGAGGGACUGCGCCAGCUCCUGGGGGAGGAGAAGUAUCGGCAGGACCUGACCGUGCCUCCAGGCUACUGCACAGACUUCCUGCUGUGUGUCAGCAGCUCUGGUGCUGUGCUUCCUGUGAGAACCCAGGACCCCUUCCUACCAUAUCCUCCCAGGUCCUGUCCCCACACAACCCGUGACCCUGCCCAAAGAGUGGUGCUGAUGCUGCGGGAACGCUGGCAUUACUGCAGGGACGGCAGAGUGCUGCUGGGCUCCCGGGCCCUGCGGGAGCGGCACCUGGGUCUGAUGGGCUACCAGCUCCUGCCGCUACCCUUCGAGGAACUGGAGUCACAGAGAGGUCUGCCCCAGCUCAAGAGCUACCUGAGGCAGAAGCUCCAGGCCUUGGGCCUCCGCUGGGGGCCUGAAGGGGGUUGAGGGGGUAGACACAGGGUUCAGGAUGGCCCCCCUAUGGGGGGUGGACAAUUUGCACUUUGGCUCCUUCUGUUUUGAUUUGUCAUUAAAGCCCCUUUCCUUCCCCA
Molecule: messenger RNA, 2154 nt
Organism: Vicugna pacos (alpaca)
Lineage: Eukaryota; Metazoa; Chordata; Mammalia; Artiodactyla; Camelidae
Source: RefSeq, a predicted model, not a curated record